AUGACUGGUGGCACCUCACCAACACAGGUGUUUACUGGUGGCACCUCGCCAACACAGGUGUUGAGUGGUGGCACCUCACCAACACAGGUGUUUACUGGUGGCACCUCACCAACACAGGUGUUUACUGGUGGCACCUCGCCAACACAGGUGUUGAGUGGUGGCACCUCACCAACACAGGUGUUUACUGGUGGCACCUCACCAACACAGGUGUUUACUGGUGGCACCUCACCAACACAGGUGUUUACUGGUGGCACCUCACCAACACAGGUGUUUACUGGUGGCACCUCACCAACACAGGUGUUGACUGGUAACACCUCGCCAACACAGGUGUUGAAUGGUGGCACCUCGCCAACACAGGUGUUGAAUGGUGGCACCUCACCAACACAGGUGUUGACUGGUAACACCUCGCCAACACAGGUGUUGAAUGGUGGCACCUCGCCAACACAGGUGUUGAGUGGUGGCACCUCGCCAACACAGGUGUUGAGUGGUGGCACCUCGCCAACACAGGUGUUGACUGGUGGCACCUCGCCAACACAGGUGUUGAAUGGUGGCACCUCGCCAACACAGGUGUUGAAUGGUGGCACCUCACCAACACAGGUGUUGAGUGGUAACACCUCACCAACACAGGUGUUGAGUGGUAACACCUCACCAACACAGGUGUUGAGUGGUAACACCUCGCCAACACAGGUGUUGAGUGGUGGCACCUCACCAACACAGGUGUUGAGUGGUACCACCUCGCCAACACAGAAUGAAUGGCGGGUUUUUGACCUCGGGCGGCCACGCGUGUUGGCACAAGCGGAAUAUUCUGGUGUCAAGCGAGCUGACGCCUCAAGGCCGAGUUGA
Molecule: messenger RNA, 843 nt
Organism: Procambarus clarkii (red swamp crayfish)
Lineage: Eukaryota; Metazoa; Arthropoda; Malacostraca; Decapoda; Cambaridae
Source: RefSeq, a predicted model, not a curated record